Messenger RNA from Neurospora crassa OR74A, 949 nucleotides. RefSeq lists its product as hypothetical. The transcript has 2 exons. The coding region runs from base 306 to 515 and encodes 69 amino acids. NCBI's taxonomy places the organism in Eukaryota, Fungi, Ascomycota, Sordariomycetes, Sordariales, Sordariaceae. The record is from RefSeq and is a predicted model, not a curated record.
UGAAACACACAUCGUUCCCCAGACCAAGCAGAUCUUGAUCACACCUUCACGAUGUUCCUGGACAUAAGAGUACAAAUACUUGGCAAUAUCCGUCGAUAGAUUCGGCAUGGAGUCAAACUGUUGACUCGCUCAUCGACCUUGUUCUAAUAUCCGCUCCGUUCGUUUCGAGUUCUUGGUGUUGUUCCAUUCAGUCGCUCCAGAUUUACCAUUGUCGCCGGCCGACUUUAUUAUCACCUCCUCUUUUCUUUUUCAUUCGCCCAACACUCGCUGAGCCCUAGCUCUUCAACAUCAGUUCCAUUCUCACAAUGAAGCUUAUCUCUGCUGUUAUGGCCGCUCUCGUCUAUGUGGCUAUGGCUUAUCCCACAACCGCGAACAAUAAUGCUCAGGUUGUGAGUCGUCAAAACCUUCAGCAUGACGUUGACGCCAGUGUACCUGCCAUGUCAGAUGCGAGCGGCAACGUCGUACCAUUCAGCAGCACUUCGGUAUUCCAACCUGCUGCCGCCGACGGGCAAUGAGACCAAGGAAUGAGACAGGAGCGAAACGGGCACAACCCGGUGUUCACGGAGCAAGGCUAUUGGGCGUGGAGGCAACGUCGAGGAGCGCUAUGGCGUGCCCAGGAUCGUAGGAGAUAGGCUGUAAUAAGGAUAUUCGACUACCGCAGGAUGGAAUAGAGGAUGUUCUAGGAAAUUGCCCUCGUUCGGCGUUUCGCUGUGAGAACUGGCGGCCCUUGCGGGCUCCGAGAUUUGGCAGACAUCAUCAUCUGCCUAUCAGAGAGAUGCUGGCCGAUGCAAUCAUUGAGAACGCCGGUGAUGAGGGAUGCAUUGUCCCGGUCAAUGCAGGGCGGUCAGGACUUUGAAAUGGUUCGUCAAUGGAUAUUAAGGCGUUUGCCGCGUUUUGGGAGGUUCGAAGUGCUAGUCUGCGGACAGUUUCUUUAAUAUAGUCGAUGUUG